GGCGACCUUCACGCACAAGGCAGACAGUCAUCUCCGCUCCCUGCAGCAUCUCGCGUCCCAGCUGGAAGCGGCCAAACACUGCGCAUCCUCUUCGGAGGAGCUCUCGCUGCUCUUGGCCAAGGCCGCGCAGGUGUGGGAGGAGGCUUUUCGUACACAAGAGGUCCUCCGGCAGGUGCAGAAUGCAGCCCGUGUCCUGCCCUUCAAGGACGUCAUGGACGUAUUCAGCAAGGGCUCUCCCCUCACACAGCAGUUCCUAGCCGCCCUGUCGCAACUUACGGACAGCCAGCGCCAGCACCUCUUCGGGAAGUUCGCCUCAGCCGCCGCUCCCGCGGCGGCUUACCCGCCGCCCCCGCCUCUUCCACUCCCGCCGGCCCCAGCACAGCCCCGUGCCCCACGCGACAACGGCUGCUUCUACUGCAAGAGGCCCGGACACAGCUACCGCGGCUGCCGAGAGUUGCGGUCGCUGGAACCUGGGGCCCAAACGGCAGCAUUCGCAGAAUGCGCCAAGCAGGAGCAGGCAGCCCGCCGGCCGGCUUAGGACGCGGCAGCGUCAGCUGGGGGCGAGGUCGCCCCGGCGCCAACGGCGCCCCCCCUCCAUCCAGCCGCCGGCAGUACGGCCGGCGGUGGGGCAGCUGACGCAAAUACGGCAGGGAUGGAGACACCAGAAGUUUUGUGGAUGCCUGACUCGGCGGCGGAAACGCCGUCGGCCGGCCGCUGGUUCGGCCCAGGGGGCGUGAAGCUUAAUACGGCCGCGUGGCAGCGUCACGGCAUCGACACGCCUGCGUCCCGUAACGAAGCCAGCUGGACCUUCCACACCACGCCGCCAACCUCGCACCACUUGCGCAACUACCCAUCCGUGCGCGAACACAGCGAAUGGUACGCCAGCCACAUUGACGAGUUACUGCGCCAGGGCCUG
Astrephomene gubernaculifera is the source of this 916-nucleotide messenger RNA. The record is from the annotation of a GenBank genome assembly. NCBI's taxonomy places the organism in Eukaryota, Viridiplantae, Chlorophyta, Chlorophyceae, Chlamydomonadales, Astrephomenaceae.